AUGGAAAGAACUAUAGAUAAAGAGACAGUUCUGAUGUUCAUCAAAGCAUAUUAUACAUCUUUUGCACAUGAUCCACAGUCCCUUGUAAAGUUUUAUGAUCCAGAAUCAUAUGUUUAUCGUCCAGGUAUGGAAGGCAGUGUUGGCAUUAAAUUUGAAGAUGCCAAAGAGCAGAUUGUUAAUUAUACAAAACUUGGUUCUACAGUAAAUGUUAAAAACUAUCAGAUUUUACCUAUUGCUGAUAAAACAAACGUAAUAGUUAACGGAACUAUCGAAUAUGAAGGACAAAUAACUUCAUUUACACAAUUCUUCACUAUUGGAUUUAGAAAUCAAGCAGUUUGGAUAUUAUCAGACUCAAUAACAGAUUUCAAUGCAUCAUUGUCAGAAGAAGAAUUAACGAAAGAUCUAGUUGAACCACAAAGAAAUGAACGCCAUCAUUAA
This is a messenger RNA of Trichomonas vaginalis G3, 438 nucleotides long. RefSeq names its product NTF2-like family. Lineage: Eukaryota; Parabasalia; Trichomonadida; Trichomonadidae. Bases 1 to 438 code for a protein of 145 amino acids. The transcript has a single exon. The record is from RefSeq and is a predicted model, not a curated record.